AUUGUGAUUCACACACUAUAUGCGUGUUGUCGUCCGUCAGUUUGAUCUUUUACCCACCUCGUACAAGAUGGUUCACCAUCAUGCGUUGAAGUUAAUGGAUCUUCCAAUGUUUUACUUGGCUCGCACACAUCAUCUCUGCCCUCUUUUAACUGCUACUGGAGCUGGCGUUAUUACGGGUUUCUUGAUGUACUACUUUUCUUGUUGUUUGCAAGCCAUGGCCCCACGAGGACUUGUGAUCACAGGGUUUAAGAUCCGAAACCGGGAGGUCACCUGCUCGCGGUGGCAUAUAUGCAUCCGAUCCGUUUCGAACUCCGAACCCGCAAAUAGGGUCUUAAUUGCGAAGGGUUUUCGUCAGUGCGCGCUCGAGUUCUUAGGGCUUCGGCAGGCCGGCGACGGGGAGUGGAUACACGUGGCUUCCAUCCGUUGCCAGCUCGGCCACUCGCAGCCGUUCAUCGCCUCAUCCCUGCUAUAUAGUUCCCCCGUCGCCAGUCUGCCUUGUUCGGCCAUUUUCCGAUCAUCUCAGAUCGUGCGCCCGCACGCGCGUUCUUUCCGUUCCUUCCUUUUCUCAUGCUUCCAACAAUUUGAAUCGUUUUGGUUCACAUUGUUUUUUCGUCCUUCGUUAUGAUUAGGGUUUACGUUCUUCUCCAAUUUAGGGUUUUAUAGAGCCGUUUUUUAAAUCGAUGUUGUGGUUUGCAUAGGAUGGAAAGAAUCGCCGAUCUCAGCGUUAUUUGAUUUGGUUUCUUGACGACCACGUAUGCUAUAGCGAUGGCGAAAAAGAAAAAGAAGUCGAAGAAUGGAGAAGCGGCGGCAUCAUCCGCUCCUCCACCUCCUUUAAGGACGAUAAAGAAAAAUGAUAAGAAGAAGAAGAACAAAGGUGCAGUUGCAGCACCUGCCUCGGCGUCUACGGCUUCACCCGCUGCUAAUAAUAGCGCGCCUGAGGGUAAGAAACAGCAGGUGCCCGUAGAGAAGAGCUCGGGGUUCAUCUUUAUGUGCAGCGGCGGGACGAAGCCCGAGUGUUACCGGUACCAGGUCUUUGGGCUCCCCAAAGGAAAGAAAGAGUUAGUCGAGAAGAUCAAGCCUGGCACCAAGCUUUUCCUCUAUGAUUACGACCUGAAGCUUCUUUACGGGGUCUACAGAGCGGCCUGUCAGGGAGGGAUGGACUUGGAACCAGACGCAUUUAGAGGGGGUUUCCCAGCUCAGGUGAAAUUCAAGAUUGAUAAGGAUUGCCUUCCUCUUCCUGAAGCUACAUUUAAACUUGCUAUUAGAGAUAAUUAUAACUUUAAGGGCAAGUUUACCCCACAACUGAAUUCAAAACAGGUCCAUAAAUUGUUGUCGUUGUUCCGUCCUGUUACUCUGCCACCUGAGCCUGCACCUGCCAUUCAUUAUGUUGAGAAUCACCGAUCCCCAGCUCAUUAUUUACCUCCUGCGGAUCCAAAUGGGUCACAAUAUUUGGCACGUACUCCAACUCCUGAGCGGCGCUACAUCUCUCAAGUUCCUCUUUCUGCCAGCGGUCCCUAUGCACGUCUCCGAGUAGUUCCUGCAGUUGAACCUGGACGUGUGCUUUCAUCUUUUGAGCCUGCUGCUGAUCCAUAUUACCCGGUACCUCCAGUCGCAUCAUAUUUUCCGGCACCUCCAGCCAAGUCGUAUUAUCUGGCACCACCAGCUGAUUCAUAUCACCGGGCACCUCCAGCUGAUCCAUAUUCUCGGGCACCUCCAGCCGAACCAUCUUAUCGGGCACCUCCACCCGAUCCAUCUUAUUGGGCACCACCAGCCAAUCCAUCAUAUCGAGCACCCCCAGCCGCACCUCCAGCUGAUCCUUCUUAUCAGGCACCUCUAGCUGAUCCGUCUUAUCGGGCACCUCCAGCUGAUCCGUCUUAUCGGGCACCUCCAGCUGAUUCUUAUAAUCGGGCCCCUCCAGCUGAUCCGUCUUAUCGGGCACCUCCAGCUGAUUCUUAUUAUCAGGCCCCUCCAGCUGAACCGUAUUAUCGGGCACCUCCAGCUGAUUCUUAUUAUCGGGCCCCUCCAGCUGAUUCUUAUUAUCGGCCCCCUCCAACUGAUCCGUAUUAUCGGGCACCUCCAGCUGAUUCUUAUUAUCGGGCCCCUCCAGCUGAUCCGUAUUAUCGGGCACCUCCAGCUGAUCCAUAUUAUCAAGCAUCCUCAACUGAUCAAUAUCAAGUGGAGUCUGUGCGAGCUUAUUAUCCAGAAAAUCCUGUUCCAUCUGCAAGGAUUCGUUAUAGGAUGGUGCCUGAGAUAAUUCCAAGUGAUCCCCUGCUUGCAAGGGACUAUGACACUGUAACAUCGAGGGAGGGAGGACUGGCUCCACAGACAGAUCGUGCUGCUGACGAUGAGCUCUACAACCCUGACCAUGCAACCUCAAGCAGGGUGGCUGCGUCAUCCAUGCCUGUUUCUUCACUCUACCCAUUUGUUGGUGCAAUGCCAUAUCGCUAAUUGUUUGACUGGUGAAUGUUUUGAUGCCGUCCCUUAUCUGUUGCUUUCAUAUGUUUGACUGGACUCAGCCAGUGUCAUGUUUUGUAAGAAGGCAGCUAGCUACUCUAGAUGUUGUGAUUAAAGGCUUCGUGUGAACCAUUGUUGCAAAUUAAUGAAACAACUAUUCUUAGGACAA
Messenger RNA from Musa acuminata AAA Group (dessert banana), 2623 nucleotides. Its product is annotated as extensin-2-like. The coding region runs from base 766 to 2448 and encodes 560 amino acids. The record is from RefSeq and is a predicted model, not a curated record. NCBI's taxonomy places the organism in Eukaryota, Viridiplantae, Streptophyta, Magnoliopsida, Zingiberales, Musaceae. The transcript is spliced from 4 exons.